This is a messenger RNA of Selaginella moellendorffii, 1854 nucleotides long. Its product is annotated as probable nucleolar protein 5-2. Gene Ontology annotation, cellular component: box C/D methylation guide snoRNP complex; small-subunit processome. NCBI's taxonomy places the organism in Eukaryota, Viridiplantae, Streptophyta, Lycopodiopsida, Selaginellales, Selaginellaceae. Gene Ontology annotation, molecular function: snoRNA binding. The transcript has 9 exons. Bases 71 to 1801 code for a protein of 576 amino acids. The record is from RefSeq and is a predicted model, not a curated record.
CCCAGCAAGUACCCUAAACAGGAAUAGGGUUUUAGGAUUUAGGGUUUUAGGCCGCCAGGGAGGGAAGACGAUGCUGGUGCUCGUCGAGACGCCGGCGGGCUUCGCGCUCUUCAAGCUCCUGGACGAAGCGAAGCUCAACCAAGUGGAUGAUAUCUGGAAGGAAUUCGAGACGCCAGCGGCGGCCAGGCAGAUUGUCAAGCUCAAAUCUUUUCACAAGUUUGAGAACACUGCCGAAGCGCUCGGUGCCGCGACCGCCAUUGUCGAGAGCAAGCUUAGUAAGGGACUGAAGAAGUUUCUCAAAGCAGAAUGCCAAGGCCAGAUUUUGGCCAUUGCCGACUCCAAGCUAGGAAGGAUCAUCACCGAGAAGCUCGAAAUCAGCUGCAUCCACAGCAAUGGAGUGAUGGAACUGUUGAGGGGCGUGAGGUCCCAACUUGCAGAUCUUGUCGAAGGACUGUCAAACCAGGACUUGGCCUCGAUGAGUCUUGGGCUUUCUCACAGUUUGUGCAGAUACACUCUCAAGUUCAGUCCUGAUAAGGUUGAUACCAUGAUCGUUCAAGCUAUCGGUCUCUUGGAUGAUCUCGAUAAAGAGCUGAACACUUAUGCUAUGAGAGUUCGGGAGUGGUAUGGCUGGCAUUUUCCAGAGCUGGCAAAGAUAGUCACGGACAACAUUCAGUACGCGAAAUCCGUUAAGCUUAUGAAGAAACGGGUCAAUGCACCGGACCUCGAUUUCUCCGAGAUUUUGGAAGAAGAGAUCGAAGUUCAACUCAAGGAAGCUGUGCCAAUAUCCAUGGGGACAGAUAUAACUGAAGAAGACAUGGACACGAUCCAAGAGUUUUGUGAUCAGGUCAUCUCUUUGGCAGAAUACCGGACACAGCUCUAUGAUUACUUGCGCAGCAGGAUGAAGGCAAUCGCUCCUAACUUGACGGUGCUUGUGGGAGAGCUAGUUGGUGCUCGGUUGAUAGCUCAUGCUGGAAGCCUUAUAAACUUAUCCAAGCAGCCUUCAAGCACGGUACAAAUCCUUGGCGCAGAGAAGGCGCUCUUCAGGGCUUUAAAGACCAAGCAAAACACACCGAAGUACGGGUUGAUCUAUCAUGCCUCUUUGGUGGGACAAGCACCAGCUAAGUUCAAGGGGAAGAUCGCUCGGGUGUUAGCUGCAAAGACUGCACUAUCUAUUCGGUACGAUGCUCUUGGGGAGGGUCAGGACGCCAACAUCGGCAUUGAGAACCGCGCAAAGGUUGAAGCAAGAUUGCGACAAUUGGAAGGCAGGGCUCUCGGAAAAGCUAGCGGUGCAGCUAAAGGCAAAGCUAAGAUCGAGGCGUACGACAAAGACCGGAAGGGCGCUACUCCAGGCUUGCUCACUGCCGCUAAGGCGUACGAGACUCAAGCAGAUAUAACACUUGGCGGGGGCAAACGAGAAAAGAGAAAGAAAAAAGAUCAGGAAGAAGAAGCUCCAGCGACCGAGGAGCCUCCAAAGAAGAAGAAGAAGAGGACUCAAACCGCAGAGCAAGACGCUGGAGCUUCAGCCGAGCCGGAGACCCUGACUCCGAAGAAGAAGAAAUCGAAGAAGGAUAAAUCGGAAGAAGCUGGAGCAUCGACACCACUAGUAGAAGAAGUAGAAGCGCCGGCCAAGGAGAAAAAGAGCUCCAAGAAGGAGAAGAAAUCCAAGGGGAAAGCUCAAGAGGAAGAUCCAGCUCUGGAAGAAGAGCCCGAGAAAAAAAAGAAGAAGAAGAAAAAGAUGAUGAUCGAAGAAGUAGAAGCUCCAGCCCCGGACUCAAGGAAGAAGAAGCAACGUAAAGAGUAAAAACCUCAUUUUGGUGUAACUGUGAUUUUAACUGUGACAAGGCUUUAAACUUA